CGCUGAUUUGACGUCGACGUUGCCUGCCAACGCACCACUUUAACCCUCAUUCUCCCUCUUGCUGAAAAUCAUUGCUACAAUGUUCUUCGAUCGCGUAAAAGGCGGCAGAGGAGGUUACAAAACAAAGAAUACUAAUGAAAUAGUCUCAGACCCUCUCCUUAGCGACGUGGACGAGGAAGGCGAAAGACAAUACCUUACUGAGAGCUUACCAGACUCUAUUUCUCUUCAACCCGAAGGGGCGGCUUUACAAAACGGCGAAGUGAUAGAUCUCGAUGCUCUGGCCACACAAUAUUCAGUAUUCGACAACCCAGAGAUCGCGAAGUUGUAUGAGCCGGGACCAGAUUACGAAGGCAGACAUAGAUAUAAUCCAGCUCUAAGGUGGACAUUGGGUGAAGAAUUAGCGAUACUGCGCAAAAUAGACUGGAGAAUUCUGUCGUUUGUUUCAAUCAUCUUCAUGGCUCUUGAGCUUGAUCGAGCCAAUGUUUCCCAAGCCCUGACUGAUAACUUUCUCCAAGAACUCAGUCUUACCACUGAUGAUUAUAAUCUAGGCAAUACCGUGUCACGGCUCGCAUUUUUAUGCGCUGAAUUGCCUUCACAACUCAUUUCGAAAUGGUUGGGAGCCAAUCGAUGGAUAGCUAUCCAAGUUAUCCUAUGGAGUUUAGUAGCAGCCAGUCAAUGCGCUCUCAGUGGUCGUGCUAGCUAUCUAGCUUGUCGGAUAUUAAUUGCACUCCUCCAAGGCGGUUUUAUUCCUAAUAUGAUACUAUAUCUGUCGAAUUUCUACACCAGCCGAGAAUUGCCAAUACGGCUCUCGUUGUGGUGGACGGCAAUGUCUUGUGCCGAUAUUGUUGCUAGCUUAUUGGGAUUUGGGCUCCUUCAUCUAAGGGGUAUUGCUGGUAUAAGUGGAUGGAGGUGGCUAUUCUUCAUCGAGGGCAUUUUGUCCGGAAUCAUCGGAGUCAUGUCAAUAUUUCUCCUUCCGCAGUCGCCGACGCAAACCGCAGGCUUUCUCCGAGGUAGGGAAGGAUGGUUCUCUAAGAGAGAAGAAACUAUUAUUGUCAUGCGAUUGCUACGUGACGAUCCUUCCAAAGGCACACUAGGUAACAAGCAGCCUAUCACUCUGGAUUGUCUAUUCAAUGCAAUGCUAGAUUAUCAGCUUUGGCCACUGUAUAUAAUAGGUCUCUUCUUCCAGGUUCCCAUGUUGCCCUCUCUUCAAUACUUGACAAUCCGUCUUAGAAGUCUUGGUUUCGAAACCUUUCAAACAAACCUUCUUGUUAUUCCGUCGCAAAUUGGACAUAUCAUAGCAAUGCUAGGCCUUACUCGGUUAAGUGAACGGACAAAGAAGUUGUCAUUUACAGCAAUGCUCUCACAGCUAUGGGCUUUACCCUUCCUACUUGCUAUUUACGCUCUAGACCCUAGCCGAACAAACAAAUGGGUUAUGUGGGCAGUUUUAACACUUCUGCUAAGCUAUCCGAAUCCACAUGCUAUCCAAGCGGGCUGGAUAUCUCGAAAUUCCGGUACUGGGCAUACCAGAGCGGUAUCAGCCGCUCUAUACAACAUGUUCGCUCAGUUCUCGGUGAUUAUAGCGUCCAAUAUAUAUCGUGAAGAUGAUUCUCCUCGCUACCAACGGGGCAAUAGGGUGUUGCUUUUGAUAUUGUGUUUUAAUGUGGUUCUAUACGUCUGCGUAGGAGUAUAUUAUACACUUAUCAAUAGACGUCGGGAUGCAAUUUGGAAGUUUUUGAACCAAAACCAGAGGAUAGGCUAUCUGCAGACUACCAAAGAUGAAGGUUGUAAUAAAUUGGAUUUCAGAUUUGCUCUGUAGGACGGAG
Molecule: messenger RNA, 1823 nt
Organism: Lindgomyces ingoldianus
Lineage: Eukaryota; Fungi; Ascomycota; Dothideomycetes; Pleosporales; Lindgomycetaceae
Product: MFS general substrate transporter
Exons: 13
Coding region: 80-1816 (578 amino acids)
Biological process (GO): transmembrane transport
Cellular component (GO): membrane
Molecular function (GO): transmembrane transporter activity
Source: RefSeq, a predicted model, not a curated record